Messenger RNA from Talpa occidentalis (Iberian mole), 3152 nucleotides. RefSeq names its product TAFA chemokine like family member 2 (gene TAFA2). Bases 44 to 439 code for a protein of 131 amino acids. Gene Ontology annotation, molecular function: receptor ligand activity. The transcript has 5 exons. NCBI's taxonomy places the organism in Eukaryota, Metazoa, Chordata, Mammalia, Eulipotyphla, Talpidae. The record is from RefSeq and is a predicted model, not a curated record.
AGCCUCGCCGGGCGUCGCCGCCUCCGGGAAGCCGGGCUGCAGGAUGAGUAAGAGAUACUUACAGAAAGCAUCAAAAGGAAAACUGCUAAUCAUAAUAUUUAUCGUAACCUUGUGGGGGAAGGUUGUAUCCAGCGCAAAUCAUCAUAAAGCGCACCAUGUCAGGACGGGCACCUGCGAGGUGGUGGCGCUGCACAGGUGCUGCAACAAGAACAAGAUCGAGGAGCGCUCGCAGACGGUCAAGUGCUCCUGCUUCCCGGGCCAGGUGGCUGGCACCACGCGCGCCGCCCCGUCCUGCGUGGAUGCUUCCAUAGUGGAACAAAAGUGGUGGUGCCACAUGCAGCCGUGUCUUGAGGGAGAGGAAUGCAAAGUCCUUCCCGACCGGAAAGGGUGGAGCUGUUCUUCUGGAAAUAAAGUGAAAACGACCCGGGUAACCCAUUAACCAAGGAUAAAUCAAGGGACCCUCAAGGCCGAUUACAAUGGCAAAUGCAUAGAAACUUGACUCCUGAGGGGAUCUUGAAGGAAAGAUUUUUAGACUGCUGAGAAGAAAUACUUCAGAGUCUUAUUUCCAUGGGAUUUCAAGGCUCAUAAUCAGCCUCUUCUGGAAAUUAAGACUUUGAAAAAGUCAAAUAUGAACUGUGUUAUGAAGAUUUCCUCAGAUGUGAACUGUGUUCUGCCUGUAAAAUUGCCCUUGAUAAAAAGGAUUUAAAGUUGCUUUCUGAAGAGUUGGUGAAAAGUGGGUAUUUCUAGGAUUUUACAUCGGAGGCAACUUUUGGGCUCCUGACUCCACAGGUGACUGCUCUUGUUUCUGAAAGUCCCCAGGCGUGCUGGCUUCCUGUCACGGACAUGUUCCUGGGUCCCGUGCUCAGCGACUAGCGGGACAGCACAUGGCCUCAGUGACAUUCCCUUUGUGAACUUCUCCUUCGGCAUGGUGUGGACUGAGAAUUUUAUUUGUAUCCUAAGCUCGGAGCUCGGAAAGCCUACAUGUUUUAACAUCUUAAAGUUGCUUUUGUUAAAGGAAUGGAAAUAUAUAUCCAUCGAUAGUAAUUAUUGUUGGCAAGUAAUAGUUACCUGACUACAUCCAUCAUAUAGAAUGUAUAGACAAGCUGACAUGUUUCCCCAAGGCUAACGCUACCGCAGCUCUGUCGGUUAAAUAUGUAGUAGUUAGAACUGUCCCAUUUUCACUAUAUACUGUUUUGUACCCCGAAAGCACUUUUAUUUUUUAAGUAGGCUUUUCCUUUCAUUCUUCUGUUGACUUUUUCCCUUCACCGAAGUUAGCAGUGAGCCGUCAAGGUCUUAGGUAGCCUUCAAUUUCAAAAUCUUUCCAGGGAUGCAUGUGGAUUUCUGAUUUCUUAGCUUGAAAGUUAUCCUCUUAGCUUUCCUCUAGUAUUUUUUAACUGUCCUUCCUCAUUUUAAGACUGUCUCUCGCUCUAGCUCAGUGAUCGUUUGAAUGCUUAUAGAUUUGUUUGUUCAAACUGUUGAUAGAAUUGUUCCUUUCCCCUGGUCUCCAACCUCUAAGUAUUUGUUUCUUGCUGUCCUGGUCAUAGAAUUCCUUAGGUCCGGUUCUGUCCACACUUUGCAGUCAUUCUAACAUUCGUGGUUUUCAGUUCUACGGGAAAGUCUAUAAAUAUUUAAAGGCCUUAAACAUGUAUGUACAUUUUUUCUAAGUUCUUGCAGAAUGUACAAUUUUAUACAUUUUUUUCAUUUGUGAUGUGAUGGGAAUGAAUGGAGAUUGCAUAGCCAUUCUACAAUACUGCUGUGUCAGUGUAUAGUUUGAAGGAAUAUACAGAGACUUAUGUGUUUUACUCAUCGUACACUAAUGGGAAGAGACUUCAGAAAUUGUCCUAUUACAAGCUCCAUUACAUUAGAGACAAGGUGGGCAGCAUUUGCUUCUUAAAACUCACUGACUCCGUCCAUUGGGCGUAUGUCAGUUCCAAGGAUGGAGACCAACAUACCCUGGAGAGUUUUGCUCUGUUCCUUGGUAACAACUUUCCAGACCAGUAAAACUUCCCUACAUCUUUUCUAGGUAGAACUAAAGUGAUAAAAAUAUGUUAAAAAUUAAAUUUGUGAAGUAUACCUUUGACAGUGACGUACACCGUCCCAAGUUCCAUGGAAUGAAAUCACAUCCUCCUUCCAUUUUAAUUAUGCACAAGACUAACUAGAAGAAUCUGAAUGGCUAUUGCAAUGGUUCAAGACUGCUUGAACUCAUAAGGGAAGGAAUAACAGUUGUGCUAGAGUUUCUGCAUCAAUUAUUAUGUUAAUUUCCUUGGAAUAAUGUGGAAAACAAUAUUAUUUCAAAAAUUAUGAGUUUGUCUUAGACUUGUUUGAAAUUAUAGACCUUACUUGUCAUUUUUUCUAACUAUGUUCUUUAAAACACUGGAAAUUCUGUAUUAUAUAUGUGUAGUACAUGCAUAUCCGUAGGAAAAAAAUAAACGGAAUUUCAAAUAUACUAGAUUAUUCCCAGUAGAUUAUAAUGUUGUGAUUAUUCAGAGAAGAUAAAUAAAAUUGGGAUAUAAAAUAGACUCUUUUAUGGGCAACAUCUGGAAAAAUAUUUUCUAGUGUUUCAUUUUAAAAGUAAUUUAGUUACACCCCAGGAAAACCUCAAAACGUAUGGCGAAGCUGACAUACGUUCUUCAAUCUUCUUUUAAUAAAAACCCAUGGCAAAUCUUACUAUUAACAAAUGGUUCCAACAUUUGGUUUGCUUUUUUCGCUAAGAAUUAACUGAAAUGAUUAUAUCAACAUUUGUGUUACUUGCUCACUUGUACAACUGGCAUAACUUUACCAGCAAUAUGCGUAACUCGUUAUGGAAAUUGUUAAAAAAUGUACUUCGCCUCUUUUCAAAUAUAUUAUAUUAUCUAUGGGAAUAUGAAUCAAAAUGACUGACUUAAUCUUAAAAUGUUUUGUAAUGGUUUAUACUUUAGGAUAGUUUAAGAUUCACAAGAAUUAAGAAAAUAGCAGAGGAGCUUGAUAACCUCUUACAACACUAAGAAGCGGACACUGAUACAAUACCAUUAGCUCAAAUACAGACUGCAACACAGAUUUCACAUGCACUUUUGUGUACUUGUGUGUCUGUGUGUGUGUGUAUGAGAUAUUACCCCUUUCAAUUGACUUGGUAAACAUCCACUGUGGUAUGUUAUGAUGUGAAUUAAAGUACA